This is a messenger RNA of Mucor mucedo, 1488 nucleotides long. RefSeq names its product WD40-repeat-containing domain protein. The record is from RefSeq and is a predicted model, not a curated record. The transcript has 8 exons. NCBI's taxonomy places the organism in Eukaryota, Fungi, Mucoromycota, Mucoromycetes, Mucorales, Mucoraceae. Gene Ontology annotation, molecular function: protein binding; phosphatidylinositol-3,5-bisphosphate binding; phosphatidylinositol-3-phosphate binding. Gene Ontology annotation, cellular component: cytosol; fungal-type vacuole membrane; extrinsic component of membrane. Gene Ontology annotation, biological process: autophagy of mitochondrion; nucleophagy; protein lipidation. Bases 80 to 1321 code for a protein of 413 amino acids.
CGCACAACAUAUACACACACACAUAUAUCCACCUUUUCUUGAUAUAAAUAAAAACAGAAUAUAAAUCUUAAAACAUCAAAUGAACAUUGGAGAUACAAAUAGUAACGAAAUUCUGUUUCUAAACUUUAACCAAGACUUUAGUUGUGUUUCUAUUGGUACUGAAAAAGGCUACAGAAUUUAUAACUGUGAUCCUUUUGGCAAAUGCUAUUCGAAACUCGCUGGAGGAACUGGAAUUGUGGAGAUGUUAUUUUGUACAUCGCUUGUCGCACUUGUUGGGGCUGGUGAACAGCCAGCAUUUUCACCAAGACAAUUACAAAUCAUCAAUACAAAGAGACAAACGACAAUUUGUGAGCUAUCAUUUCCUACUGCUAUUCUCGCAGUCAAAAUGAAUAGAAGAAGAUUAAUUGUUGUGUUGGAAGAGCAGAUCUUUUUAUAUGAUAUCAGCAAUAUGAAGCUUCUUCAUACCAUUGACACAAAUCCUAACCCUCAAGCUAUUUGUGCCUUAUCUCCUUCGAGUGAAAAUUGCUUCAUCGCUUAUCCUGCGCGCUCUUCUACAUCACCUUUUUCACCCAAUAAUCAAUCUAACAACACAUUUUAUGUGUCAGGUGAUGUCGAAUUAUUUGAUGCGCUUGGUUCCCAAACUACCAAUAUCGUUCAAGCGCAUAAGAGUCCUGUCAGCUGUAUCUCUAUGAAUGCCGAAGGUACUUUAUUGGCAACGGCCAGUGAGAAAGGAACUGUUAUUCGAAUUUUCAAUACCUCCAACGCUGAAAAAGUGUACCAGUUUAGACGUGGAUCAUACCCAGCAAAAAUUUAUUCCAUGUCAUUUAACAUGGUGAGCUCACUUUUAUGUGUAUCAAGUGCAACUGAGACUGUUCACAUCUUCAAAUUAGCGGCAAGCGGUAGUCCUGGACUUGGUAAUAACAAUAAUAAUAAUAAUAAUGGUUAUGGUAACAAUGGCAUGUACGCCAAUGAUCAACAAGAAAAGGAACCAAGGGGUAGAAGUUCAAGCGUUGGUCAAAUUCUUCGACGAUCAUCAAUGCACCUUGGACGAAAUUUAGCUGAAAGUAUGGGGUCGUAUUUACCUGAUGUUUUGACUGAAAUUUGGGAACCUACUCGAGAUUUUGCCUGGCUCAAGUUACCAAGUGCAGGUGUAAGAAGUCUAGUUGCUCUCAGCAGUACUACACCCCAGGUGAUGGUGGUUACCUCGGAAGGAUUUUUUUAUCAAUACAAUAUUGAUCUGGAAAGCGGUGGAGAAUGUGUACUUCUCAAGCAGUAUAGCUUGUUAGAACCGACAGAUGAUAAUAUUGGUGUAGACCAGUGAGCAUUAUACUCAUUUUUUAUCAAUUUUGAUAUGAUACCUAUUUUUCCCUAUGAAAUGUAUGAAAACUAUGUAAUAAAGUUAUUGUUCAGACAUGCCCUCUAUAAAUGUUGUUUAUCGCUACAGACUUUUGCAAUGUUUCCGAAGGGCCUAACGUGUCAAAUAAAAAU